ACAGUUUUCGUCUGUAGAUAUAGCGGGAGAAUCGCAGGCUAUUCUGAGAAUCCACAGCGGGGGAAAGAAAAGCUCUCUCCAUGGAUUUCUCUCUCAUUAAGGGAGCCCUGGAAUCCAAAUCUUACGGAAAGAUCGCCGAUAUCUGCGACGAGCUUAUGCUUCAGGUUGCAGCACAGGGCAUUGCAUUUCAGGACGAAUGGCCUUAUGCGAUUCAUCUAUUGGGGCACCUUUACAUAAACGACGUUAACAGUGCUCGGUUUCUAUGGAAAACAAUAACUUCGGCCAUUAAAGAGAGCAAGGCAGAGGUGGUUGCAGCUUGGACAAUAGGUCAGCGGCUUUGGAUGCGGGACUAUGCUGGGGUGUACGAAGCUAUUCGUGGGUUUGAGUGGAGUCCCGAAGCUCAAGGUCUUGUUACUGCAUUCUCAGAUCUCUAUACCAAGAGGAUGUUUGAGCUACUGCUGUCUGCGUAUUCGACAAUAAGUGUUGGAGAUACAGCACUCUUUCUGGGAAUGAAUGAGGAAGAUGCCACCAACUAUGCACUGCAACAUGGAUGGAUUGUCGAUUCCAGUUCUCGAAUGCUGACUGUGAAGAGACAGUUGAUUGUGACAGAACAAAAAUUAGAUCCCAGUAAAUUGCAGCGUUUAACAGAAUAUGUGUUCCAUCUUGAGCAUUGAUCGGAAUUUUUGUUGUCAGUUGAUGGAUAAUCUGGUUAUUCCAUUUUCCUUUACUUAUUUUUGAUUAUCAGUUAGAUAGAAAACAUAACUAUAGCUUGUAAAGCUUGAAUUUAAGCCAGAAAGUUGACACUGUCCAUACAAAAGUGUUUUUUUUAAUAUCUGACA
Messenger RNA from Telopea speciosissima, 839 nucleotides. Its product is annotated as COP9 signalosome complex subunit 8. The transcript is spliced from 5 exons. Gene Ontology annotation, biological process: protein deneddylation; COP9 signalosome assembly. Gene Ontology annotation, cellular component: COP9 signalosome. Bases 81 to 674 code for a protein of 197 amino acids. Lineage: Eukaryota; Viridiplantae; Streptophyta; Magnoliopsida; Proteales; Proteaceae. The record is from RefSeq and is a predicted model, not a curated record.